CCCCUUGCAACCACUAAAACUUCUGCACUGAAGUAGUAACAAUGCACACGUUUAUUGUUAUCGUUACCAACUAAUUGUAAACAAAUAUCGAAUUUCAUAAGCAGCACGUCUCUGUUUUUACUUUAUUAGAAGCCAAUGUCAUUUGAAAUCUUAACAGACGUCUCUCGGAUACGGAUGAGUGCUCACCGAUACCGGACUACUGGUCAACCAGAGGCGUGGGCUACUUCGGCUCAGCGGAGAGAGAUUUAAACUCCUUACUAAAACAUGAGGAGACUAUUUAUGGCUCCAUGCCACGCCUACUUUGGCAGCGGAGUGGAGCAACACGCUGACACACUGACACACUAUAGGUAUACGCGGGGGAUCUGCAGGAGCUCGGUGUGCGCGUGGAUGGAGUUGUCAUUCCUCAUUCAUUGCUGUAAUAUUCCACUUUAAACAGUUUUUGUCAUCAUGUUCGCCCUAAGAAAGUCUCUAUCGUGCACCCUGAGAACCUUUCACUUGAGAAACUUUAGCGUCAGCGCGGCCGCUCAGAGUACGGUGGCCCUGAAGGACCGCAGCUUUCUCACGCUCAAAGACUUCAGUCCGGACGAGAUCAAACACAUCCUCUGGGUCUCCGCGGACCUGAAGAAGAGGAUCAAGCAUGAUGGAGAGUUUGUUCCUCUCCUUCAAGGGAAAUCGAUCGCUAUGAUAUUUGAGAAGAGAAGUACAAGAACCCGCAUGUCUACUGAGACAGAGAUGUAA
Molecule: messenger RNA, 738 nt
Organism: Clupea harengus (Atlantic herring)
Lineage: Eukaryota; Metazoa; Chordata; Actinopteri; Clupeiformes; Clupeidae
Product: ornithine transcarbamylase
Exons: 4
Coding region: 448-738 (96 amino acids)
Biological process (GO): L-citrulline biosynthetic process
Cellular component (GO): mitochondrion
Molecular function (GO): amino acid binding; ornithine carbamoyltransferase activity
Source: RefSeq, a predicted model, not a curated record